This is a messenger RNA of Rotaria sp. Silwood2, 501 nucleotides long. The record is from the annotation of a GenBank genome assembly. NCBI's taxonomy places the organism in Eukaryota, Metazoa, Rotifera, Eurotatoria, Philodinida, Philodinidae.
AUGGCGAACACAAAAAAAAAAUUUGAAGCAUGUCUAUUACGUACCACAACUGAUGUUCUUAUUGUUGCUGAAUGGCAUCAGUUAGCAACAACAACUGAUAAAGCAAAAUUAACCGUUGGAUCAUGCGUUGGAUACAAAGAAUCAACCAAAAAACGAGGAAAAAUUAUUCGUGGAACUAUUGUAAUUACGGGUGAUGAUGAUAAUCCAAAGGCGGUCGAAGUUGAACCAGUAAAAAAUAUUCAAUUUGAAAAUAAAAGUCCAAAAAACAAGACGAAUGUAACAACUUCAAAUCCAGAACAUAUUGAAGAAAAUAGCAAGAAAACUUGUUCGUCUUCAAACAAGCGUAUUCGUUCUGAGGAUGAAACAGAAGAAUCUCCAGUAUCAAAACGAACUAAUAUAUCAUUGGCACGUUUUGAUGAAAUGGAAAUGGAAAACAAAAGACUGAAAAAAGAAGUAAAGAUGUACCAAGAGCACUGGAUGCGUACGUAUUAUGCUUUUUGA